UUACAUAAUGUCAACGUAGGAAUUCCCAUAUCAUACCUAAAAAAGCUAAUAAUUCGAUGUACUCUCGACGUCUAAUUUCUUUUCAACAAUGAAAUCUAUAGACAGAGAAAUGGGGUUGCUAUGGGCUCGCCACUUGGUCCAUUGCUAGCGCACUUAUUUUUGGGUAGUAUGGAGAGCAGUACUGUCACACCUGCUAUAAAGGAGAUUACCUUCUACAAAAGAUACGUGGAUGACAAGUCCAUUAUAUGCGACGAGAACUGCAGCUUGAAUGACAUCCUGAAAGUAUUCAAUAACAGUCAUCCUGCUAUCCAGUUCACCUUAGAGAAAGAAACCGAAGGAAAAAUAUAUUUCCUUGAUGUGCUACUAACAAGGACAACCGACGGAUCUUUGAAAAGAUCUAUUUACAGAAAAUCGACAUGAACGGGAAAACUGACCAAUUUUUACAGUUUUUUCCCUAUGGAUAGAUAAAGGUUUCUAAUCUGUUCUCUCUCAACACGGGUUCGGAGAAUUUGUAGUGAAGAUAGGGUUGAUAAUGAACUCAAACAACUGAAAGAAACCUACAUAGAGAACGGGUGUCCACUAAUCUUCGUAGAGGACAAUAGCAAAGUACGUGGACGAAAUGCAGAGAUUGAUAAGGUAGCUAAAAAAGGGUUGCACCUAAACGUAGAAUGAAAUGAAAUACUUAGAAAUCGUCUGACCAG
This is a messenger RNA of Trichobilharzia szidati, 701 nucleotides long. The record is from the annotation of a GenBank genome assembly. NCBI's taxonomy places the organism in Eukaryota, Metazoa, Platyhelminthes, Trematoda, Strigeidida, Schistosomatidae.